UUAAAAUCUUCUAUACUACGUCGUUUUCACACCAGGCGACACUGAAGCAAGAUUUCCACAGGGAAGAGGCGUUUAAAUAUAACUCUUAGAACAAACGCAGACAGGAGAGGAGCGCCGCUGGCUAAAGUAAUGCUAGCCACCUUCUUUAUGGGAGGUGACCAUGGCCACAGCAAGCCGUCCAUGCCAGACUGGCAACAGUGGAAGGUGAAGGGAACGCCGCUGGAGUUCACACAGCAGAGGCUGGCAGCCCGAGGCCUCAAGGACCCAUGGGCACGCAAUGAGGCGUGGAGGUAUUCAGGCGGCUUCGCUCGUGCUGUUACUCUCUCAGAUGUUCUGCUGAGAGGAUUCAAGUGGGGCUUUGCUGCCUUUACUGUAGCUUUGGCUAUAGAGUACACCCUGUUCCCUCCAAAGAAGGGUGGCCACUAAUGCUCAUCAUUGUUCCUCAGCCCCAGACCAUAUGUAAUAAAAUCUAAUUAUAUUCUGUAUUUUCUGUUUAUUAAACAUGUUUGUGAUCACCA
This is a messenger RNA of Archocentrus centrarchus (flier cichlid), 518 nucleotides long. RefSeq names its product NADH:ubiquinone oxidoreductase subunit B3 (gene ndufb3). Bases 130 to 426 code for a protein of 98 amino acids. The record is from RefSeq and is a predicted model, not a curated record. NCBI's taxonomy places the organism in Eukaryota, Metazoa, Chordata, Actinopteri, Cichliformes, Cichlidae. The transcript has 3 exons. Gene Ontology annotation, cellular component: respiratory chain complex I; mitochondrion. Gene Ontology annotation, biological process: mitochondrial respiratory chain complex I assembly; electron transport chain.